AUGUCUGCCCUCAGCGCCAACGCCGUCCUCGAGGCCGUCAAGAACCGCCGCUCCUACUACCCCCUGACCAAGGAGAUCCCCCUCUCCAGCGAGCGCGUCGACGAGAUCGUCAAGGAGGCCCUCCGCCACGUCCCCUCGUCCUUCAACUCCCAGUCCAACCGCGUCGUCGUCCUGCACGGCGCCGAGCACGAGAAGUUCUGGGACAUCACCGCCAACGUCCUCAAGGCCAUCGUCACCCCCGAGCAGUGGGAGAGCACCAGCGGCAAGAUCCAGAUGUUCCGUGGCGCCGCCGGCUCCGUCCUCUUCUUCGAGGACCAGGACGUCGUCAACUCCUUCCAGGAGAAGUUCGCCAUCUUCGCCGACCGCUUCCCCGUCUGGGCCAACCAGUCCGACGCCAUGCUCCAGUUCACCCUCUGGACCGCCCUCGAGGCCGAGGGCCUCGGCGCCAACCUCCAGCACUACAACCCCCUCGUCGACCAGCAGGUCGCCGCCGAGUGGAAGCUCCCCGCCAGCUGGAAGCUCAACGCCCAGCUCGUCUUUGGCGGCAAGACCGGCGAGGCCGGCCCCAAGGAGUUCAAGCCCAUUGAGGACAUCUUCAAGACCUUCAGCUCUUAG
Messenger RNA from Colletotrichum spaethianum, 615 nucleotides. Its product is annotated as putative nucleolar complex protein 14. NCBI's taxonomy places the organism in Eukaryota, Fungi, Ascomycota, Sordariomycetes, Glomerellales, Glomerellaceae. Gene Ontology annotation, biological process: cellular response to oxidative stress. The transcript has a single exon. The record is from RefSeq and is a predicted model, not a curated record. The coding region runs from base 1 to 615 and encodes 204 amino acids.